Messenger RNA from Fusarium odoratissimum NRRL 54006, 3413 nucleotides. Its product is annotated as CMGC/CDK protein kinase. Gene Ontology annotation, molecular function: cyclin-dependent protein serine/threonine kinase activity; ATP binding. The transcript has 2 exons. The record is from RefSeq and is a predicted model, not a curated record. Bases 164 to 1534 code for a protein of 456 amino acids. Gene Ontology annotation, cellular component: nucleus. Lineage: Eukaryota; Fungi; Ascomycota; Sordariomycetes; Hypocreales; Nectriaceae. Gene Ontology annotation, biological process: protein phosphorylation; regulation of mitotic cell cycle.
AACUUGUCCAUCCAUAACUUGGACGUUCCUCCCCGCAACACCAAUUCGUUUCACACAUAAACCAGGCACUAUUAGACAGCGUCGAUUUCGUGACUUUCAAAGUUUUGCGUUUCAAUUCCUAUAUAUAAAUUACAGAAGCUACGCGCAGUCUCUCACGGCCGCUAUGUCCGGCAAAUCUCGGUGGGCCGACACCGAAGAAGACGCCCGUAUCGACGCCAAACUCAAGGAAGAAAAGCGACGUAGGAAGGCAGAAAAGGCUCGAAAGCUUGAAGAAGAGAAGAAAGCACAAGAAGCUGCACAGAAAAAGGUGCUCCAACUUGACGAUGACCGGCCCUCGAAGCGACGUAGGAUCACCCCCGAACCAGGCGCAAACCAAGAAGACAAGGCACCUCCAGCGAAGCUAUUGCGGUUUCCAGCGGGCACCUGGGGGAAGUGCAGAAGCGUUGAGAAUUAUGAGAAGCUAAACGAUAUCGAGGAGGGGACUUAUGGCUGGGUUGCGCGGGCGACAAACAAAGCUACAGGAAAGGUUGUCGCGCUCAAGAGGUUGAAGCUGGAACCUCAAGAUCGAAACGGUCUCCCCGUCACAGGCUUGCGCGAAAUACAAAUAUUGAAGGAUUGCCAACACCGGAAUAUUGUCACCAUGGAAGAGGUUGUUGUAGGGGACGACGUAUCACGGCCAGACAACUCUUUAUUCCUCGUCCUCGAAUUCGUCGAACACGACCUAAAAUCCAUUCUUGAUGAUAUGCCCGAGCCAUUUCUCUCUUCCGAAGUAAAGCGCCUCCUAUUACAGCUUACAUCAGGCAUCGCAUAUCUCCAUGACAACUGGAUUCUACAUCGCGACCUCAAAACCUCUAAUCUCCUCCUUAACAAUCGUGGCCAGUUGAAAAUUGCCGACUUUGGUAUGGCCCGCUAUGUUGGCGAUCCUCCCCCGAAACUCACACAACUCGUCGUCACUCUUUGGUACCGGGCUCCGGAGCUACUACUUGGCGCAAAGACAUACGAUGCGGCGGUAGACAUGUGGAGUGUGGGCUGUAUCUUUGGCGAGCUGAUAACCCGGGAACCUCUUCUUCAGGGUAAGAAUGAAGUCGAUCAAGUCUCGCGCACCUUCGAGCUCUGUGGUGUUCCCACAGAAGAGACAUGGCCUGGAUUUCGUCGUCUCCCCAAUGCACGCUCAUUGCGACUUCCUAAGACACAAGUUGCUACCGGAUCUGUCAUUCGCGCUCGCUUUCCUGGCCUCACUACCGCAGGCGCCAGCUUGCUGGGUGAUCUACUAUCACUUGACCCCGAAAGAAGACCAUCGGCGAGUGAGAUGCUCCAGCACGAGUACUUCCGACAGGACCCAAAGCCUAAACCAGAGAGCAUGUUCCCAACGUUUCCUAGUAAGGCGAACCAGGAACGGCGAAGGCGUGCAGAGCCUCAUGCCCCUGUGCGCGGUGGACAGGCUGCGUCGCUGGGCGAUGCUGACUUCAGUGGCAUUUUUCAGGGGCGGGAUAAAGAAGAAAGGGGGGCAGGGUUUCAGUUGCGUAUGGUUUAAGUUCAUGUGCACCUAAGGUUUGCGUAAAUUCCAACGUUCUUCCUGGGAGGCGAAAGAAGCCAUCAACGUCUACCACGACAUGUGGAAAUAGACUCGAAGCACAUAUGUAAUUGAUUCUCUAGGCGGGUUAACCUUACUAUAGGGUUGAACGCAUACAAGAACCUUAAUGGACGACCACAGAUACAAGAUUCAAGAUUCAGGACAGGGGUUAUCUGAAGACAAACUCGCUGCAAUCGGUAACCAAGGACCGACGAGAUUAAUAUGUAUAUAGUAGAUAAGAUCAUUAAAUGAUUUCAACUCAUUUCGACCACCUGAUUAAUCAUAAGCAUCCAAACCGGGGAUCUCCCUGUUCUUGCGAGGUGACUUCACCACAGCGACAUCCGUCUGCCAACGCCCUCACCAAACUGUGAAAUAUCCUGAUGAAAAGUGAAACAAUAAUCAAUAAACAUUUUUCUCCUUCUGAUGCUUGCCUGCCCAUAACACCUCCAAUAAUAAUAACUCCUAAGAUCAGUUGAAAAAAAAAAAAAAAAAAUAACACUGAAUACUUUGACUAGUUGUUGCAGAUAUCACAGUUCCACUGGGGAUAGGGUGUGUAGGCCGCGGGUGUGUACAUGCCAAACUGGAAGGUCUUCUCAACUUGCAGAUAGCCAGGAGAGGGCAGGUCGGUGAUGGCCGAGUCAGAAUCCUUGAUGACCAGAGUGUACAUGCCGACCACGAGAGGAGCAUCGGGGUCGUUGGCCUGCUUGCUGGUGUCCCAGACAAAGGUGGGGUUGGUCGCAAAAGUCAUGUUGGCAGUGAGAGUGUAUGUCUCGCCGGCGGAAGACUGGCUGACGAGGACAUCGAUGGCGGUUGGUGUGCCCUCAAGCGAGGUGUAGUUCCAGCCAAAGGUGGCGUAAUCACCAAUCUUGAAGAGAGGUGUAGGGACAUACAUGGUAUCGGGAAGUGUCAUGCUCACACCACCAGGCUGAACAUCAGCAGAGAAGGUUGUGCGCUUGGGUGCAGAUGUUCCAGUUUUGGUGCCAGACUUCUUCUUGCCUGUCUCGGUAGCGGUCUUGGUGUUCUCUGCAGUUCCGGUCUCAGUUCCUGUCUCGACUUUGGCGGUGUUCAAGUUGGUCUGCUUGGCGCUGUUCUUUCGGGUACUUGAAGCCUCUCCAUCACCGGUUUUGUCCUGACGAGCCUUGAUAACGCCGGUCUCCUGUGGCACUAUGAGGAGUCAGUAAAAGGGGUUGUUUAUGGGUGAGAAGAGUCAGCGUACUGGCUUCAUGUGCAACGCGUCGGACAACAACAGAAUCGGCAGGAGGAAACCAGUUAGGCCAUGCUGCCGCUAGAGGGGCAAGAGAGGAGAGGCAGACAGCCAGCUGAAGGAGGUUCGAGGUGGGACGCAUGAUGAGAUCGUUGGUGGGUUUGAGAACGAAAGGGGGUCGAGAUGAAGUCAGGCGGACCACAGCGGCUGUGGUUAGUGAUUAAUUGAUGAGUGAGUCUUGAGUGCCGAUGAUGAUGUUGUCGAUAUUGAUUGAUUAUAUUCCAAGAGAUGGGUAGAUCGUUUGUAACUAGAUGUCGAUACUGGAAGAUGCCAAGCGUGUCCAAAUCGACGAGCGAACGAAGGGUGAAGCGUAUAGCGAAGGUAGAGGAGAAGUAGCAAAAUGCGAGAAACAACAAGGGUCGAUGAAACGAUGGCUACGACGAUCUGCUGCUAGUCUCAAAAACGCUGGAAUUGAUCGAUCUCAAAGAUAACGAGAGUAAAAAGCGAGAGGUGGACAAGAAAUCAACAGAGCAAAAAAGAGGGAUCAGAACAGAACAGGGGAAAGCGUUGGCGUUAUGUUGGGUUGGCCCAGCAGGAGGAGCAAGGGGUUGGUCUUUGGCACAUGCUUCACUAGGA